AUGAGGCAAGAUUACUUAUAUGGAGUUGCCGCAGACGUCGAGACAAGCUCAACUUUGUUCGCUCAGUCACUUUCCCCAACGACCUUUAGUCGCUCGAAGGCUGUACCUCCAAACCGGCUCGCGAAGAAAAACCCACUGCUCCCUCGCUAUCAUCCGGCAGUUACAUCUGUCGGAAAUCAAUACAUUUCGCACUUGACAUCCACACCGAUCAGAGAGGUUUAUACACCAUCCCGCACCGAACAACAGGCCUUUCCAUUACUGUUUGCAAAGCUCGAGAGGCUUUCGACGGCUACGGGGCGGUAA
Marasmius oreades (fairy-ring Marasmius) is the source of this 303-nucleotide messenger RNA. RefSeq lists its product as uncharacterized. Lineage: Eukaryota; Fungi; Basidiomycota; Agaricomycetes; Agaricales; Marasmiaceae. The transcript is spliced from 2 exons. The record is from RefSeq and is a predicted model, not a curated record. Bases 1 to 303 code for a protein of 100 amino acids.